AUGGCAGCCACUGGAUUUUCUGACGGAUUCAUGUUAGACGAUGGGGAAAUUUCUUCUGUGGAAUUAGAAGUCUUUGACAAUUUAGCUAGAAGAGCUUUCUGUUUCCCAGACAACAACGCCCAGUUUCCAGUUUUAGAUUUUACUCAAUCACCGCUUUCCUAUCCUUGUCAAACAUCAUAUUCCUCGCAAUCCCUUUCUUCUCCUGAUAAUAUUGAGAUCUCUUCUUUCCCUGCAGAGAAAUCUGUAGGAUAUGAAGGCUGUGAGUUUUUUGACCACCACGAAUCGGGAUCAGAGUCACAUAGUUCUAGUAACUUUAAGAGACUAAGAAGUGGUGAUGAAGACGGGAUAUAUGAGUUCCAGAGCAAACGCAUGAAAAAUGUUGACGAGAAAUCAAGCCAGACGCAGAAAGUUAUAAUUCAAGUGAAAAGUGAAGAAAUUUUGGACGACGGAUACAAAUGGCGAAAGUAUGGAGAGAAAUCGAUGGACAAUUGCAGUAUGCCAAGGUGUUAUUAUAAAUGCUCAGACAAGAAAUGCAGUGUGAAGAAAAGGGUGGAGCGAAAGCCUUUUGACGAUGAAACUCUGGUUAUAACUUACGAAGGAAUUCACCACCAUCCGUGCCCUAAUCCUGUGUACUAUGUUCAUGUUGAGAGACGAGUUUACAUACCCAUGUGUGAUACAACGAAUAACAACUGA
This is a messenger RNA of Cryptomeria japonica (Japanese cedar), 693 nucleotides long. RefSeq names its product WRKY transcription factor 71-like. Gene Ontology annotation, biological process: regulation of DNA-templated transcription. Gene Ontology annotation, molecular function: sequence-specific DNA binding; DNA-binding transcription factor activity. The record is from RefSeq and is a predicted model, not a curated record. The transcript is spliced from 3 exons. Lineage: Eukaryota; Viridiplantae; Streptophyta; Pinopsida; Cupressales; Cupressaceae. The coding region runs from base 1 to 693 and encodes 230 amino acids.